AAUUGAUUGAGGCCUUCCGUUUUUUGAGAAUUACCAAAUAUUUUUCACAGGUAGAUAGAUCCCGUUUGUCUGUUGAUUGUAAUAUUCAAGAACAUUUGUUGAUUUUGGUUUCGUCCACAGGUGAGCUAGAGAGAAAGCAAAGAUGGGGUUGAGUUUCACAAAGCUGUUUAGUCGUCUUUUUGCUAAGAAGGAGAUGCGAAUUCUGAUGGUGGGUCUUGACGCAGCCGGUAAAACCACCAUUUUGUAUAAGCUUAAGCUUGGAGAGAUUGUCACUACCAUCCCUACCAUUGGAUUUAACGUGGAGACAGUGGAAUACAAGAACAUCAGCUUCACUGUGUGGGACGUUGGUGGUCAGGAUAAGAUCCGUCCAUUGUGGAGGCACUAUUUCCAGAAUACUCAAGGCCUUAUUUUUGUUGUAGAUAGCAAUGACAGGGAUAGAGUUGUUGAGGCAAGGGAUGAGUUACACCGGAUGUUGAAUGAGGAUGAACUGAGAGAGGCUGUUUUGCUUGUAUUUGCUAACAAACAAGAUCUUCCUAAUGCAAUGAAUGCAGCCGAAAUAACUGAGAAGCUUGGUCUUCAUUCUCUUCGCCAACGGCACUGGUAUAUCCAGAGCACAUGUGCAACCUCCGGAGAGGGCCUUUAUGAGGGGUUAGAUUGGCUUUCCAACAACAUCGCUAGCAGGACAAACACAUGAGCAAGAUGAAGACAGGUAUGAGAUCUGAAUUUUAGUUAGAACCAAUAUUGAAGCUACCAUAUGUAACAGCAUAGAAUGAUGCAUCCCGUCUGGUUGCUGCCUUGAGAACAGCUUGUUAUAACAGUCAGACAAGUCUGUACAAAAGUAGGAUGAUAUCUGGCUUCCAAAAUGCUAAUGUUAUAUGAGAUUUUUCUGUUUGAAACUACUACUAUUCUUCAGGCACAAGGCUCUUCAAGAUUUGAUUCAUCGAUUAGAUUUAUGUCAUGAAAUCUAGUUCUAAAGAGGGUGUUUUCCCUUUUGUUUAGUCAAUAUUGUAAUGGCAGAAUGGUUGUUAAAUCAACCGAAUAUGAAAUAUUGGCUUGUGUAAUUGCGACUUUAGCUAUAAACAUAUCUAUUAUGGUGCUACUGUAUCUAUUCCGGAGCUUAAAAUAUUCUGUAAUGUGUUAUGUGGUUGCUAACCAUUGAAUUAGUUC
Molecule: messenger RNA, 1167 nt
Organism: Pistacia vera
Lineage: Eukaryota; Viridiplantae; Streptophyta; Magnoliopsida; Sapindales; Anacardiaceae
Product: ADP-ribosylation factor-like
Exons: 5
Coding region: 143-694 (183 amino acids)
Biological process (GO): intracellular protein transport; vesicle-mediated transport
Cellular component (GO): cytoplasm
Molecular function (GO): GTP binding; GTPase activity
Source: RefSeq, a predicted model, not a curated record